UACUAAUGCCCCCACUGCUGUGUAUUAUUUGUUUAAUAUCCCAUACCCUGUAAGUAAUCUUUCUUCACUUGUAUCUAUAACCGUGAAAUCUCUUCACGCAAGCUUAUCAUUUUCUUUUAAAAUUUUCAGAGGAAUUUUAUUAUACUUCCUCAAUUUGUUUAAAGGGAAAUAUUAUGCAAAACUAUUUUUAAAGGAGACGUUGAAUUGAUGACUCCCGCGAUUAAAUUCUACGCAAAACAAGAACAUUUUUCAAAUGAAUCAGUCACCAAAUAUCGAUUAAAGUGUUAUAUAUCAGACCAUAACAUAUAGGAGAGAAUUUUGAUUGUUAUCAUACUGGUAAUCCUAUAUAUUUCAUUUAUUGAAAAGUGCAUAAAUUGAUAAUAUUUCUCUUCUCCUUUUUGUCGCCUUUGAAACAAAACAUGGAUAUGCAUUUAUGUCCAUGAUGUUUCAUGAAUUCAAUUCAAUUAAGUUAAUACAUUUUCCACCGCGAAAUGGUAGUUUGACUACAGGAUGGAAAAGAAGAUGCCUCCUCCUGCCUACGCAGCCCAUCCGCCAGAGUAUGGGCACCCGUCGACUCAAUAUGGGCAGCCCCCACCAGUGGUGACCGCGCCCCAGCCUGCGUAUCAUCACUACCCUCAGCCAAACAACAACAUGACCAUGAACAACACAGUGGUUGUGGCUACGAUGGGACCGGCCGUCGGCGGUGGGACCAGGCCGACAGUGCAGUCUACAACCACCACACACACCAGCUCGACCUAUGGCGGAAGCCACACCGAAACGAGGACGACCUACUACUAAAGCAAUCUGUUUGCUAGACAUCGUCAUUUGUGGUCAUCAUCCCAUACAGAUUUCUAAAACAGCUUCAUGAUCAGAUGAUAAUUAUGUGAAAAUAUACUGCAGAAAUGUGAUUAAAUAGAUAAAUCUGUUUACUAAUGGAUGUUAAUGCAUGCAUGCUUCUCUACAAAAACACACGGCAUCGUUUAACGAAACCUUCAUAAGUACAAGUUCGUCGAUUUCUCAUCAGAACGCGAAUACAAUUUAAUACUCGCAUUUCAAUGAGUUGUAGGUGAACUUGUACUAGUGAUGGCUUCAUAAAACACUGCUCUGGUUAUCAACUAUUUGAUUCACCUGCUGUGUUUUACGACUCAGCGUAUAAUGACAUCUCUAUGGAUGGCAUUUGCUUUGCAUAUAAUUGUUGUUGCUAUGUCUGACAAGCCUCUGACAAGCUUUUUAUUUGUCAAAAGAAACUUUUGGUUAAAAAAAGAAUGCAUAAAAUGAAUAAAGAUGUUUAUUUCAUUAUAUAUCCAUAUUCUACAUGUAUUUGCUGUCUUAACUCGGUACUCAAUUUAGUUUCCCAUUAUUUGUUCAUUCUAACUGAGUACGAUGCGUACGACGUAUUUGAAGAAAAAAAAAACCCCAUAAAAUUCGAGUUGGCAUGAAUGAAGGAACAUUUCGUAUAUAGGGGUUGUGUAUAUUUUUUUGAAUAAAAAAACUCCCGCCGAAAAAAUAAUGACCACAAAGUGACCACGAAACAAAUUUCUUCGGAUUUUUAGUUCUGCACAUGCCAAUUAGAUUUGUUAAUAUUAUUAAUACAUAUAGGCCUAAUAUAUGUAAAUAUUGUGUGCUGCUACCGAAAAGUUAUUUUUUUACAAGAAAAUGAAUGUUACUUCUAUCAGAUAAUCUAACAAGUCUUGACUUUCCUGAGACAUAAUGUUACAACAAACCACUGUGUAUUUGCCAUGUGCUUGUCUCAUACUUUACUUGUUAAAAUGUCCAACCAAAAUAAAAGCUAAGCUUGCGUGGAUAAGAAAGUAAUUAUCAUUAGAUGUGAGUGUAUUACAAUCUUAUCAAAAUGUAUUACUUAUAUUAUAUUGUUAUUAUUUUAACAAUAUACAUAUAGGGUGAAAAAUUGAAAAUGAAUUCAUAUGAAGGCUGAAACUAAUGGUGUAUAAGCGGAGUAGUUUGAAGUUUUCUUUGUAACAAGUCAUGUACAAAGUGUGUUUUGCGGCACUAUUCUGUCCGUGUUUGUGAAUAUGAAAAUUGGACUUCUGUUUCAACAUUAUCUUCGAUAUUUUGCACACGAUGGUUUUAUAAUAUUAUUGUGUUUUCAUUCCGUCCACAAUGGCAGAUAAAUAUUUCGUCUUGCACAGCACUAUAAACAGUCGGAUGACAAAUUUCUACCCUUGUCAUAUACUUGUAGAGGUUGAAUGGACACGGGAAUAUGCUGUAAUGGGAAAACGUGACGUGAGGGCAGGUUUCUUUUUAUGAAUGGUUUCACGUACCGAUAAAGAAGAAGUAAACACAAAUUGAGAAUGAGAAGAAGAAGAUGAUGAUGAUGAAACCUAGAGGUGGACAGAAAAUAAACGAAAUACAGAAAAGAAGAUCAUUAUGAAGAAUAAAAACGAGUAUUUGACAACAUUGACAGGGCUAUGAAGAGGCUAGCGAACGCACUUUAAAGGGAUCGCAUAUGAAAGGUGUAGACUAAUAAUGGUACUAAGAAGAAGGUAUGCAUCAAGUAUUCAUCAAGUAUUCAUCAAGUUAGUAUUAAUAAUGAGUUAUGUAAUUGUUGUGCAUUGUCAUGAUUGUGUACCUUUAGUAUUAUACGCAUGGUUCAUCUCCGUCACGAUUUACGAACUUGAUUUGUUCAACUUUCAUACUAAUUAUAUUUCAUUCCUUCAGUUUAUUGUAAAAAAA
Messenger RNA from Strongylocentrotus purpuratus (purple sea urchin), 2694 nucleotides. RefSeq names its product protein SPEC3-like. The record is from RefSeq and is a predicted model, not a curated record. The coding region runs from base 511 to 798 and encodes 95 amino acids. Lineage: Eukaryota; Metazoa; Echinodermata; Echinoidea; Camarodonta; Strongylocentrotidae. The transcript has 3 exons.